AUGAUUUUUAAAUUAUUAUAUACAUAGACACAAUUCUUAUACAAUUUUCAAGUUUAUUUUCCUUUCUUAAUUAAUAAUGUAUGUAUAAUUCCUACUUUCAAUAAAAUUAACUUUCUUUCUUAUUUUUAUUAUAUAGAAUCAUUGUUUUAACAGGCAAAUUUUAUGAAUAAAAUGACAAUUAUCCAAAUAAGCUUAUUUAUUGAAAAAUCCUAUAUAAAUAGAAUAAUCAUACUAUUUCCUACUACUUUAAUUUGCUUGCAAUCUAAAAAUAAUAGAUGUCACAUCUUUUAAAUUAUGAUGCUGGAGAUUUUGUUUUUUCAUUAAUAAUGUUAUUCAAUCUAAUAAAAUAAAACAAUAUAAGCAUAUUCAAUGAAAACUAAUAUUAGAAUUAUAUAAAUACAUCUCUAACAUUUUUUGAUUCUAUUUUCAAUUAUGAAACGAAUUUCAUAUUUUUUAAGUUCUAUAAACUAAUGUAACUCUAUUCUUAUGCUUGUUGAUUAUUUAAAUAAGUGCAAUUUAAAGAUCAUUAAAGAAAAUGCUUUCGUUAUAAAAUGGUUAGAUUUUUCCAUUUAUUUUUAUAUUCAACCUUCAAAAAAAUGA
This is a messenger RNA of Paramecium primaurelia, 600 nucleotides long. NCBI's taxonomy places the organism in Eukaryota, Ciliophora, Oligohymenophorea, Peniculida, Parameciidae. The record is from the annotation of a GenBank genome assembly.